UCGUCUGGCUGAAUGUUCAUUGAGUGUUGUUACACCAGUGGACAGUUACAAAAUAUUUAUUGCUGGUUGUGAGUUGCCCACGGUGUUGGCAGUAGUGCGACUAUCUGAGUGUCGCCUGGACCACUCGGCCACUCGACGUCCUCGACCGCUCGUCUCGCCACUCAGUCGACGUCAUGGCUCCUCUCGCGCUCGUCGUCAUCCUCCUAGCGACGGUAGCCCAAGGUAAGGUGUACGAUAGGUGUGAGUUGGUGAGGGAGUUAUCUCGACCCAAACACAACAUACCACCUGGAGACCUCGCCACCUGGGUGUGCAUCGUGGAGCACGAGUCCCGCUACAACACUUCCGCCGUGGGUCGCCUCAACGCUGACAAAAGUGGUGACCACGGGCUGUUCCAGAUCAGCGACAUCUACUGGUGCUCGCCCCCGGGGACUGGCACUUCCUGCGGCCUUACCUGCGCCCAGCUAGAGGAUGACGAUAUUGACAACGACGUGGUCUGUGCGCUCACAGUGCAUCGCGCUCACAGUGGUCGCAUCGGGGGUGGCUUCACGGCGUGGACUGUGUACAAGACUUACUGUAGUGGUGACGUCAGCUUCUACGUGCAGGGAUGCGAUACAACCAACGGUACUUCUCAACAUCCUACAAGUUCCGAUAUCCCUGCACAAAACCCACCAAGUACGUUUACCACUACGUCACAACCAAGGUUGACGUACGAUACUUCAUCUGAGUACAGCAAGAGGCCGUUACCUACGAAACCGUUCACACCUACCAAGAAACCUAGCAGAAAACCACAGAGUCCGACAACGAAGAAGCCACGAACGACGAGGAAGCCGACGAUAGUAACCGAUACAACGAGCGGGAGACCACACGAUAAUCCUGACGAUAAAUACAUCAUAGAUGAUACAGGGAAAAUAACACUAGUCAAUCAGAUAUCGGCGUCACAGACUUCAAGGUCUCGACAAACGAGUUUUCCUCGUCGACCUCCUUUAACGCGCGACCCAGACCCGAGCUCAGCUUGGCACAACAUCCAUCACGACCCGAGGUUUCUGGACGAGUACCCUUGACUGUGACUUCAGGACAACACUGUUGUGAACUGUUGGGAACAUUGUGAACUUGUGAUCUCUGAUACUUGUUGUAAGUACUGUGACGUUUAAAAUACCUAAAAUAUACUGCCG
Macrosteles quadrilineatus (aster leafhopper) is the source of this 1172-nucleotide messenger RNA. RefSeq names its product lysozyme C-like. Gene Ontology annotation, molecular function: lysozyme activity. The coding region runs from base 174 to 1061 and encodes 295 amino acids. The transcript has a single exon. NCBI's taxonomy places the organism in Eukaryota, Metazoa, Arthropoda, Insecta, Hemiptera, Cicadellidae. The record is from RefSeq and is a predicted model, not a curated record.